Molecule: messenger RNA, 1758 nt
Organism: Penicillium odoratum
Lineage: Eukaryota; Fungi; Ascomycota; Eurotiomycetes; Eurotiales; Aspergillaceae
Exons: 2
Coding region: 1-1758 (585 amino acids)
Biological process (GO): transmembrane transport
Molecular function (GO): transmembrane transporter activity
Source: RefSeq, a predicted model, not a curated record
AUGGCAAGCAAGCCAGAAAAGCCAGGCCAUGGCCGAGAUGCCGUCAUGGCAUCGGACUCGUCUAGUACGACUCACGAUGUCAUACCUGUUCAUGAAAAGUUUGACGAGGAUAAUCAAUUGGAAAAUGCCUCCCCCUCUGGCCGUAUCGAGCUCACCGAGGAUAUGUGUUACGACCAGCUGGGCUACUCCUUCAGUGAAUGGAAGAAAUGGCGGAUCAUUGGCGUGAUCUUCCUGGUUCAAGUCUCCAUGAACUUCAACACCUCGCUGUACUCGAAUGGUCUCUCUGGUAUUUCGGAGGAGUUCGGUGUCUCCAUGCAAGCUGCCCGGUGUGGUGCCAUGAUUUUCUUGGUUCUGUACGCUUUCGGUUGUGAGCUGUGGGCCCCAUGGAGUGAAGAAUUGGGCCGAAAGCCUAUUUUGCAGCUUUCACUGUUGUUCGUUAACAUUUUCCAACUGCCAGUAGCACUGGCCCCGAACUUCGCCUCUAUUAUGGUCGGCCGAGCGCUGGGAGGUCUGGCAUCGGCCGGCGGUUCGGUGACUCUGGGAAUGGUUGCAGAUCUAUGGGAAGCAGAUACCCAGCAGUAUGCAGUCGCAGCCGUCGUUUUCUCCUCUGUCGGUGGCUCGGUUUUGGGCCCAGUGGUCGGUGGUUUUGUGGAGGCGUUCCUCCCCUGGCGCUGGAACAUCUGGAUCCAGCUCAUCUUCGGUGGCUUUGUUCAGAUCAUGCACUUUAUCUUCGUUCCCGAAACCCGAACAACCGUCCUCAUGGACAAGAUUGCGAAGAAGAUGCGUAAGAGCGGCGAAAACCCGAACAUCUACGGCCCUACCGAAGGCCUGUCUUUCCGUCAACGCUUCCCUCCUCGUGAGAUCAUGGCUACGUGGAUCCGUCCAUUCCGCAUGUUCUUGACCGAGCCAAUUGUCUUGACCCUCUCAUUGUUGAGUGGAUUCAGUGAUGCCUUGAUUUUCAUGUUCAUCCAGUCUUUCAGCUUGGUCUACGGCCAGUGGGGUUUCAACACCUGGCAGUUGGGUCUCUCGUUCAUUCCCAUUUUGGUCGGCUACUUGAUUGCGUGGAUCUCAUGGUUCCCCGUGAUCAAACGGAACAUGGCUGAACGCGCCGCCAACCCUGAUAGUGAACGGGCCCAAUAUGAGUCCCGACUAUGGUGGUUGUUGUACACCGUACCCUGCUUGCCUAUCGGUUUGAUUGGCUUUGCCUGGACCGCUUUGCCACAAUGCCACUGGAUCGGAUCCAUGAUUUUCGCUGCCAUCAUCGGUAUCGCCAACUAUGCUAUUUACAUGGCAACCAUCGACUACAUGAUUUGUGCAUACGGCCCGUACUCUGCCUCGGCCACCGGUGGUAAUGGAUGGUCGCGCGACUUCCUGGCUGGUGUUCUGACCAUCCCCGCGACUCCCUUCUUCACGAACAUCGGCAGCACCAACCAUGUUGAAUACGCCUGUACCAUUCUUUUCUGUAUCUCAUUGUUGUUGGUCAUCGCUGUCUAUGUCAUCUACUGGAAGGGCCCCGUCCUGCGCAAGCGUUCUCCAUUCGCGCAGCAGCUGUCAGAGGCUCGCCACGACCUGGCUAUCCAGGGCCGACGCAGAUCAAAGGUUCCUGAAGCAUCGCGCGCCAACUCGUACGCACGGUCCCAGCAGGAUCUCCGCCUCCGCCAGGCCCUCGGCAGCCGCCCUGGGUCUCGUAUCAACUCCCGGGCCAACUCUCGUGCAAACUCUCGUGCAAACUCCCGCCGCAACAGUCUUAAUGCCUGA